GGGUGUUUCACUCGGCUUCAGUAUUGCCGCUUGGACCCGCUCGAAACGCUGCCCCUUCGUGGUAUUACCAAAGAUUCCAGGCCACAGCAACGUCAGCCAUGUCGGACCGAGGCUCGCCGUCUCCGCGCCGCAGUCGCAGUCGCUCGCCAUCUCCCAGAGCCGACGACAAUGAGGACAAGAAGAGCCCGCGCGUGUCGGACAAUGAGGACCGGGAGACGUCGCGCCGCAGUCGCAGCCGCUCGCCCGCCCCCAAGGCGCCCGCUGCCCCUGCGGACGUUGCUAACCCAGGCAACAAUCUGUACGUGGCCAACCUGGCCACGCGCGUAGGAGAGCAAGAUCUGCAGGAAAUAUUCUCCAAGUUCGGUCGGGUUGACAAGUGUGAGGUGAUCGUGGACCCCGUCACGAAAGAGUCGAGGGGCUUUGGCUUCGUGACGUUCGAGGACGUUCGUGACGCUGAGGAUGCAGUCAAGGAGCUGAACAACCAAGAGGUCCAGGGGCGGAAGAUUAGAGUGGAACACGCCAAACGGAAGCGUGGACACGAGAAGACCCCCGGACAAUGUGAGUGUGAAGCGAGACGUGGAGGUUUAUGCUUGAAUUGUGCUGACAUUUGCUGCCGGACAGACCUUGGACCGAGACUCGCUAGCGCAAAAUACGGCGGCGGUCGUGACCGCUUCAGCAGAGAUCGCAGUCGGGACCGAGGACGGCGGAGUCGUAGUCGAGACCGAGGCGGAUACUCGCGUCGCUACGACGACAGAGACCGAGGCCGCUACGACGAUCGAGGACGCGGCCGCUACGAUGACCGUGAUCGUGGCCGCGGGGGCUACGACCGCGAUUCGUACGACGACCGACGACGCCGCUAGUUUGGGGCACCGGGCACCUCUGCACCUUGGUACAACUGGCUUUUGGAUUGGCGUCUUCUUUCCGGAUCAGACGACACCUCAAUCGACCCCCAACCAGCCCAUUCUCCCUGCGUGCCAUGCCAACCCAGCUUGUGUUUAAUCCAACUAAAUAAAUCGCAGCUCGUCCACUUAUCCGUCGGACGCACCACAUCGACCUACGCAACUUCAGAGCAACAACUCAACAACUGCGGAUCGUCGGAACCGAUCACUGUCCUCAUUCACUAGCUUCGACCACGGCUUAUACGACACCAACGUGCCAAAACCGCUUAGCAUCAAGCCUUCGUUGCAACGGUAACUGUUCUAUUGCGGGCCAUUAUUUCCUGCACUACUCGCGCUUGUACACCAGCAUCUUCGACACGACCUCGGACGAAUCCGCAUCGCCACUAACGUCGCUGUGGAAGAACGAGGCUGCCUCGACAAAGUGCGUGUUAGCUAGCAGCGGUCUGAUCUUGGCAGCAAUGGUGGAGUACGUCACGACGUAGGUCGGGAGUUCCAUGGAUAUAGAGUCCCUAACAACACCAUCCAAAUGGUAGAGGUUCGUGAGGAAACGCCGAGGAUCACGCUCAAGUUGGUGCGACUCGCAGCCGUCGGUUCGCUCACGGUUGCUGUAUCCAGACAAAGUUAACAGCGGAUGGUUAGAGUUAGAGUUUUUCACAUGAAUGAAGCAGAAUCUUACGCUGGUGAGCAGUCUGGGAACCACAUCGAUACGUUUUGAUGCAGAUAACUGUAGUACGGCGUAGCGUGGCAAGGAGUCCAAAAGUGGAUCGAAGCCUCCGGGUUUUCUACAAACGACAGGCGUUGGUAGAGCUUGGGGCUCUUUAGAAAUACAAGCAUGAAGUGAAUGUACCUUGGAUACGAUCGGCCAGAUAGUCCAUUACCUCAACGGGGGCACGCUAAAAUGUCAUGAUAACAAGUCGAGGUGUGAGUCCGUUUUGGUGAUACAAACCUGCCAUCAAGUAGCAAUCCAACGUACCUGAUGGCUUCGUGACAGGUAGUAGGCAGUGAGCACAUUCGGCAAGAUGACUGAAAAUACUGCGAGUCGAAGCAAGUUCCACUGUGUUCUGUCGCGAAAUUGUACGUACAGCUUGCGCUCGAGAUUGCGCAGGCAGUACCCAGAAUACACAAUAGCCGGUGGGAGAAGAGGUAGAACGAAGCGAAACUCUUUGUGAGCAGCAUUGCUGUACACGAAGAGCGCCCACAAAAUCACACGGCCC
This is a messenger RNA of Phytophthora nicotianae INRA-310, 2113 nucleotides long. RefSeq lists its product as hypothetical. Gene Ontology annotation, molecular function: RNA binding. Gene Ontology annotation, cellular component: spliceosomal complex. The record is from RefSeq and is a predicted model, not a curated record. Lineage: Eukaryota; Oomycota; Peronosporomycetes; Peronosporales; Peronosporaceae. Gene Ontology annotation, biological process: positive regulation of mRNA splicing, via spliceosome. The coding region runs from base 99 to 860 and encodes 253 amino acids. The transcript has 3 exons.